AGUAGCGUCGGAUCUGUUAAAAUCGGUCCUGUAAAUGCUGUGUGAAUAUUACCUCCAGUAGCGACGGAUCAGUUAAAAAGGAUCCUGUAAAACGGAUGUUCUAUGUGUACGCGCCCUUAAUUAGAUAAUGAAGUAAAUAUGUAGCAAUUAUUGACGCAAUACAUUUCGGGAAACUCUGCAUGCUUAAAGGUGUGUCCAAACAUAAAGCGGCAUUCGAGCGCGGCUGCCGCGCGCGGCUUGCCGCGCUAUGAUUGGACGAUCGCCGCGAACGGUGUUAGUGUUGGUUCGCCAGUGGUUGUGUGUGGACGGACGUAUUUUAUCAAAUAAAAUGGAUAAUGAAACAGCAAUUCGUCUUAUUGAAAUUUAUGGCUCCCAUAGUCCAUUAUGGGACACUAGACGUAAAGAAUAUCACAAUAAUAAUGUGAGAGAAGAUCUAUGGGAUGAAAUAGCAAAAACAUUCGUACAACCAAAAGCAGCUUUAAAAUUGAAAAUGAUAAGUCUUUUGAGUUCUUAUAGAAGGGAGAGAAACAGAGAAAAAACAAGUAAUGUCGCCGGUUGUGGUAAGUUUAAUCUUAUUACAUUUUAUAACAGUAGGUACUUAUUAAUAAAUCUCUGGCUGUUUACAUUUUCACUGAUAGCCAGGAAUAAAUGUCUUAUUAAAGAAUUCAAUUCUUUAAUAAGACACAAAAUCAGCUUAUGUUUUAGUUGUUAUAAUGUUCUUUUUUCUGUUGCAGGUAGAAACAAGGCCUAUAAAUCUAAAUGGUUUGCUUAUGAAGCAUUUAGUUUUUUACAUGACAGGAAUAACCCUAUUGAUGCAGUGGAUUGUGGCUCACCCUCAGAGCCGGGUAAUACAGAACAAGCUAUUCCGGUACAAGGCAUUUCAGAACAAGGCACUUCAGAACCAGGAACUUCGGAACCAGGAACUUCGGAACAAGGCACUCGAGACCAAGAUACAAAUACCAAGAAGCCAAGAAAAAAAAUGCCCGCUAACAAGAGGACAUAUCAAGAGUCAGAGUAUGAUGCUGAAAAUCAAAUGAUAGAAGAAGCAUUAGAAGUAAUGCGAAAACAAAAUGACAGUAGUAAUGAUCCUUACGUUGCUUUUGGCAUGCACAUAGCAACCGAACUAAGAAAAUAUGAUGCCACUAUGUUUACGAGAGUCAAACAAUCAAUAAAUACUAUACUAUACGAAGCUGAUAUGGAGCUCCUCAAUCAAUCAUCAACACAAGAAUAUAACGCUGAAAACAGACGAGGAUAUUUCACUUCACAGUUUACCGAUCUUGACUCAUCAUCUUCUAGUAACAUGGGUACUGGCCUUACACAAUUGAUUCGCGAUUUAGACACGGAUGUAGAUUAAUAUUGUGAAUUAGUUGAGAACAACUGUGAUUGACGUAUGAUGAUUGUGUUGUAUUUAAUUACUACUUAAUUAUGAAAAUAAAUAAAUAAAAAAUAUAAAUUAAAAA
Trichoplusia ni (cabbage looper) is the source of this 1460-nucleotide messenger RNA. RefSeq lists its product as uncharacterized. The transcript is spliced from 4 exons. NCBI's taxonomy places the organism in Eukaryota, Metazoa, Arthropoda, Insecta, Lepidoptera, Noctuidae. The coding region runs from base 248 to 1354 and encodes 368 amino acids. The record is from RefSeq and is a predicted model, not a curated record.